UCAUGUUUGCCUAUAGAAGAAUGUUGAGUGGUGGAGUACUUUCCCCACUUACAAAGAUUUCCAUAGAUCUCACUUUAUUAUCAGCAUCUUUAUUGUAUUAUUUGAUUAUUAAUAAUUAAGUUUAUCAUCUAAAAUAGGAGUCACUUCUGUCAUGAGAGAUCUAGUACCUUUACGUAAGAAAUUGUUAAAUGAACCAGAUGUUGAUUAUUUAAGACAUCUUCUUAGUAAAUAUCAUAAAUUUGAUUUUUACAAAGAAAAUGAAUUUACAUUAUAUCAUGAUGUAUUAACAGCAUCUGAAUACAAAGAAUGGAAAGAGUUACAUAAAUUUGAUGUAACCAAAUUCUGA
Paramecium pentaurelia is the source of this 346-nucleotide messenger RNA. The record is from the annotation of a GenBank genome assembly. NCBI's taxonomy places the organism in Eukaryota, Ciliophora, Oligohymenophorea, Peniculida, Parameciidae.